Molecule: messenger RNA, 606 nt
Organism: Diaporthe citri
Lineage: Eukaryota; Fungi; Ascomycota; Sordariomycetes; Diaporthales; Diaporthaceae
Exons: 1
Coding region: 1-606 (201 amino acids)
Source: RefSeq, a predicted model, not a curated record
AUGCCUCUUCUCAAGAGAGCCACCCAACAAAAAGACGCCGAUGUUAGGAUUAUCAACAUCAGUUCUACGGCUCAGACAGCGUUUCUGCCGCGUGACUUUGACUUCCAGUUCGACAAACCUAGUGGUCUUACCAAUUCAGUCCUGCACUAUCCAUUGCAGUGGCGCCUAGGAGCCAAGUACGCAUUCAGCUGGGACAUGAUCCGCUUCUCAGUUUCCAAAGCUGCCCUUGUGCUAUUCGCGUCGGAAUUGCAGCGCCGAUUGGACGUGCAAGGGAUUUCCAUCCUCACACUAUCGGUACAUCUAGGCUCGGUGUACACCGAAGGCCUCGCUGCAGUUAACAACCUCUUUAUCAGCACAGUGGCUCGGCUUUUCUUCGCCUCAGCGGAACAGGGUGCCGUGUCGCCUCUUUUUGCAGCCACUGCAAAGCAGGUCCGGCAGUCGCCUAAAACAUACGAGGCCAAGUUUCUACUGCCUGUCGGAAAGAUCGCGAGCCCUCAUCCAUUUGCCGAGGACGAGAGGCAGAUCAAGGGCUUGUGGGUCAACACGACUACUGAGCUCAACAAGGCCCUUGAUGCCCUGGGUCUUCCAGCUCUGGGCCCAUGGUGA